Molecule: messenger RNA, 309 nt
Organism: Porites evermanni
Lineage: Eukaryota; Metazoa; Cnidaria; Anthozoa; Scleractinia; Poritidae
Source: the annotation of a GenBank genome assembly
AUGAGCUUUCUUACGACAAUCCGUAUUUACAACGAUCCCUCUGAUAAAAGAACGUUUGAGCGGCAAAUCAUUCAAGAUUUCAAUAUUUACGACAACGCCGUUGAAAUGAAAAAGAGUGUUUUCGAGGCUACAGAAUCUUUCUUUGAGGAAGAUGUCACGGUGGAUGACGUGGAUAUUGGGUAUGUGGGAAAGAGUAAUAACAAGCGGUUGAUUAAAACGGAUCAACACGUUGAUGACGCUUACACAAGCAGGUUUCAUCACAAACACAGCGAGCUGGUCAUCUUUAUUGAAGAAAAAAAGAGAACACGC